Vicugna pacos (alpaca) is the source of this 1330-nucleotide messenger RNA. The record is from RefSeq and is a predicted model, not a curated record. NCBI's taxonomy places the organism in Eukaryota, Metazoa, Chordata, Mammalia, Artiodactyla, Camelidae.
AUGGUUCAAAACUGCCUGCAUCAUCCAAUCCACGUGAGACGAGAUCCCAGCAUCCCCACCUAUGGACUCCGGCCGUCUAUCUUGCUGAACACCAGGCUUCAGGACUGCUAUGUGGACUCGCCAGCCCUCACCAACAUCUGGACAACUAGAACAUCUGCAAAGCAGAACACUGAUGCCCCUGCACCGGGUACCACCUCUUCUUGGGAAGUUGUAAAGAAUCCAUUAGUUGCCAGCUCAUUCUCCCUGGUUAAACUGGUGCUCAGGCGACAACUGAAGGAGGAAUGCUGCCCAGUACCACGCAAGUUUGGAGACGCAAAACCCUCGAAGAGAUUAAAGCCCAAGGAUAGUUCAGUAAUGAAAGCCGCCCAGCGGGGCAGGAUAAUAGAGUCCAUCAGUUCCAAGAGCAAGUGGCCACUGGGGCAGGGGGUGGGCUCACCGAGGUGCAGGAGGCCUGCAGGAGGCGUUAACAAGAGUAAAGAAAGUUCAAAGGAGAAAAAAGGAACCGUCUGCCAAGAUCUUGAGAGCAGAUAUGCUGAACAUGUGGCUGCCACCCAGGCGCUACCCCGGGACAUUGGGACCGUGUCCUGGAAGGGCCGAGCCUUGCUUCCUGAAACCAGGAAGAGACAGCAGCUGUCGGAGGACAUGUUAACCAUCCAUGGCCUCCCCACAGAGGGUUACCGGGCUCUGUAUCACGCGGUGGUGGAGCCGAUGCUGUGGAACCCCUCUGGGACCCCCAAGAGGUACAGCCUGGAGCUGGGCAAGGCCAUCAAACAAAAGCUCUGGGAGGCUCUGUGCAGCCAGGCUGCCACCCCCGAAGGGGUUCAGAAGGACUCACUGCUGGGCAGGAAGCAGCUGGUCCACGAGGAACCAGUGCCCAAGAAAUGGCCCAAGUUAAAGAGCUAGAAAUAGGGACAGGAGCUCAUGGGAUUAGGCUGUUCCCUGCUAGAUGUCUGAGAAAUAAAUACCGCUUUGCACCUUCCACAUAAUCUCAGAGUGCUUUACAAAUUAGUGACUAUCCUCCCCAGGAAAACAAGACAAAUGGGUCCAAGAUUCAUUUCAGACUGAGGGCCCCUCCCCACUUUCAUGGUUAGGUCGUUUCCAGGGCUGGAUGCUUAAGCUUUUUCCCUACAAGCCCCACUUCCUAUGGAGGGGCUCGAGGGCCUCAGUCUUACAGAUGAAGUCAAUGGUUUACAUCCAGCCUUUGGUCCCUAUUUUUAAAAAGUGGACUGCUGGGCUCGACCACCAUUUCCUUUAUAGGGCUGAGCAGAAAAACCACCACCACCACAGGGACAUCAUCUCAAACGCGCUCUCAGAUGCCAGCCCGUGACAC